Molecule: messenger RNA, 552 nt
Organism: Metopolophium dirhodum (rose-grain aphid)
Lineage: Eukaryota; Metazoa; Arthropoda; Insecta; Hemiptera; Aphididae
Exons: 5
Coding region: 1-552 (183 amino acids)
Source: RefSeq, a predicted model, not a curated record
AUGUCUGUUUCAGGUGUUGAAUUACUGCAGCAGACGUCGAACAUACCGUGGAAAAUAUUUAACCGCAACCAUGUUAAAAUACUUUGCUGCCGGUUUACUCUGGUUUUCAGCGAUAUCGGUUUAACAUGUUUUGCAUGCUACGUACGAGCCGUUUUUAGAGCAAUCGUUUUAAUACCUAAUCCUGAUGAGCAAUCAAUUACCGAUUAUAUCAUGAAUGGUCAUACGAGUGCAAAACGGCCAAUCAUAAAAACCGUUAUUAAUUUUUUAUUAAUAAAUCACAUGAUUGAAUGUAAAUCAGAAUACAUAAUUUUCGGGAAUGAUGAUGAUGAUACGCGUGCAGACGAAACUCGUGUGGCGCUAGAAGAACAUAGCCCUGACGUCACAGAAGCAUCAUCAACAGAAACAAGCAGUACCGUUCGUAACGACAGUCCUCGCCAUGUGAAUGACAAUCGACACGUCGUCGCUCGCUCGAAUUUUGUGUGCGACGUAUGCAAUAGACCGUGUUUGUCUGCGGCUGGACUCGUAAGCCAUCGUCGUGUUCACAGAUCGUGA